AUGACAAACUUAGAAAACAUCUGCGGUAAAUUUAACUCUUCAAUAGAGAAUAUGAAACUUAUAGUAUGUAACGAACUUCAAAGUAUAGAUACAACAAAAGUUUUGAACUCAGAUGCUUUGAAGAGUCUUAUAACAGACAAAGUUGGAGUUGUUGAAAGAAAAUAUAAAGACCAAAGAGUUUGUGAAAAUGUUGCAAAUUUCAUUAUGGUUUCAAACAACGCCGUUCCGAUGAAGUUAGAAAGUUCUGACAGAAGAUAUGUAGUUGUCAGAACGUCAGAUUCUCAUAUGCAAGAUACAGAAUAUUUUGACGACUUAGCAGAAACUUUGACACCUAACUUUUACAACCACUUGUUCUCAUAUUUCAUGACAUUAGAUAUUUCUAAGUUCAAUCCAAGACAAAUUCCAUAUACCGAAGAGAGACAAACAUUGUUAGAAGCAAACAAGAGUGUAUAUGAACUGUUUAUAGAUGAGACUAACUUUGAGUGUUUAGAUGAAAGGUCAUUGUACGAUUCAUAUAAACAGUAUUGUCAAGAGUAUGGUUAUAUGGCAGCGUCUAAACGAACAUUCUUGGCAAAUGUCAAAAAUCUUUUAGACAUACAGAACGGCGUAUAUACAAAGAAAAAUUUUUCUGAGUAA
This is a messenger RNA of Trichomonas vaginalis G3, 636 nucleotides long. RefSeq lists its product as uncharacterized. Bases 1 to 636 code for a protein of 211 amino acids. NCBI's taxonomy places the organism in Eukaryota, Parabasalia, Trichomonadida, Trichomonadidae. The transcript has a single exon. The record is from RefSeq and is a predicted model, not a curated record.